Molecule: messenger RNA, 3175 nt
Organism: Nylanderia fulva
Lineage: Eukaryota; Metazoa; Arthropoda; Insecta; Hymenoptera; Formicidae
Product: mid1-interacting protein 1
Biological process (GO): regulation of lipid biosynthetic process
Cellular component (GO): cytosol
Source: RefSeq, a predicted model, not a curated record
CGACCAGCUGGUGUAGCGCGGUGUGCCGCGCCGCUCGUCUCCUCGUGCUGUCGUCCGUCCACUCGCGUGAUACAUCUUCUCCGCCCGGCGCGAGCGAGUGCGUUUCCUCUCUGUGCGUCGUCGUUUAUCGUGCCGUCCCGCCCGCGCUGAUUAUUGACACACGUGGCGGCCGAUAAGAAUUUGUGACGGUCGAAGUUCGCGAAGAAGAAGGGGAAUAAAUAAGGGGUGCGCGCGCGAGAGAGCGAGACAGAGAGAUCUCGGCCAGUUUCCGCUCCGCGAUGCUCCGUAAAAGCGUGCUCCACCCCGCUCUCGACCUGCUCGUCUUAAUUUCGUCGUAAUCGUCGAUUCGAGCCAUCGUCUAUCGCAUUCCGCGGCGCGCGUCUCUCGCGCGAAGAUAUAAAGGAGCGGCGAGCCUCGCGAUCUAGUCUCAUCUCUCGUCUCUCCGCGAUAUAUCUGCUGUCUCUCUCUUCCCACGUCCGGCGUUUUUCUUUCCUUCUCUACUCUCUCGCGGUGAGAGCGCAGCUAUACAGGUGCGCGUGCACUCGCAUCGAUCAAGAGGACAACAUUCACGAGAGAAAAAUGAAUUACGGGGAUAUGUCGAACGUCGAUCCUGCCAGAAGUCUGCGAAGGAUCGCCCGGCACGACGAGCCGGAGUUCAGCAACGCCAGCAUCCUGAACAGUAUGGAGAAAUUCGUGCGCACCGUGAGCGAGAUGGAGGACACCAUCCUGGUGCCCAGUCGUCUGCUGGAUCUGUCAGUGGGCGACGCAGGUGACACGAUGUGCAUGAAGGGCAAGCGUGGCUAUACGAUUCAAGACACUCUGGCCAACACCGAUCUAUACCGCCUGUACAACAUCAUCAAUCAGAUGAAGAUCGAGCUGCUCUGGUCUCAGGAACCCAGGACCGAGGCGGACGAUCAGCUGAUCAAGAAUCAUCCGGUCGGCAGCCCGUCCGCCGACCUGCAUCACUAUCCUGUUGUAACCGGCGCCAGAUUGGGCCACGUGCGCUGCCCCAGCACUACUUCGAUGCAGAGCGUCCAGAGCGCGUCCUCGAUCGCGUCCACCUCCGAUUCGGACUCCGAGGUCGGCAUCGAGAUCGAUAGCGGGCUCGAGGGCGAGGAGUGUGCCGAUCUGGCGAGUAUCGCCGCGCUCAACUUCAAACGUCAUCUGCGCGGCCUUCAUUGCAGCAUCGCCCGCAUGACAGAGGCUGCCGAAUACCUGACGCUACGAUAUCAAGCCGACGUGGGCGGGCAAGUCUGAUUCGCCAUUAUCUGCGCGUCGAUCGUCAUCGCGUCAAUUGGCAUUAUGAGCAGAUACCGUCGCGACCUCGCCACCGCCUCGUCGUUCAACCUCGCGGACCGCGCUUCCGCGACUUCGCUUGAUUUUAUAAAACUCCGACGGAGUCUCUCGAAGGCCGCCAAUUACGCGGGUUGCGAAACUUCCUCUGAUUUUUCCCGUCUGCAGAGAUAUGUUGUAAAAUCGACACGUUAUUUCACUCUGUAACUCAUUGUUGCUGAUUGAAGUAUGCUAUUCAUGUGCGCUUUAGAUAGAAAUAAGUUGCAAUUCUUCAAUAAUGUAAAUUGAGACAAUAAAUUUUCCCCGGUUAUGUAGAGUGGAACGCGCAUAAGUUAUCAUUUUUCAAACAAAAUUGAUACUGCGAGAUAAGAUAUUUGUUUUUAUGAUAUAGUGAGGAGAUAAGAGCGUUUUAGUUCUGUUCUAAUCUUGCACACGCGACAGAAACCAAUUGAACAAAAUUAAACGUAAAGAUCUCAGGCAAAUAUAACUGUAUGUAUAGCGAUUUAAACUAUUCUUUCUUUAUUCUGCCGCACAUGGAGCAUACUGCGAUUUUAAACACAGGGUUAGCUGUUAUGCGUCAGUUAAACGACAUAAUGAAGGUGAAUAUAAAACAGAAAUAUCACUCUUAAAGAAGAUGCGUAAUUACUUAGUUUAAAUCACUCUUACUCUGCAUCGCAUCCUAGAUUGCAAUUUCUCAUACAAUUUUCUUUUAAAACAUAUAUUGACAAUAAUAUUUUAUUCUUCUUUUCUUUGUAUAAGAAAAUUAAUGUUAAUUUAAAUCGAUUGCUAUAUUUUGAUUUCAAAAUUAAGAAAAUUUAAUUUGUAAAAAAAUAUAGAUUUUCUAUAUGAAAUUGAUACAUAAAAUAGCUAGAAUAUGUAUUAAUUCUAUACAUCAUUAUAGAUGUAUUUAAAAGAUAAUUUCUAGAAUACGUUUGAUAUGUAUAAUUUAUUGAUUGUUAAUGAAUAUAAUUUAUUUAACGAUUUAUAUUUGUCACAUAAUUUUCCAUUGAUGUUGGAAACUAUACAGACAGAUUUUGCGUCAAAUAAACUUUAAAGAUAUCUCGACAUGAUCGAGAAUAUAUAAAACAGAAAUAUUGUUAGAAAUUUGGACACUUUUAAAAGUUAUUUGUAAAUUGCAGAAACGUUGAAAUACAUUAAGAAGUGGUAUAUAUUAUCAUUAAAUGUUACUUUAUGAAAAAGAAAAAAACAAAAUUUAUUGUAAUAUAAGUCAUGACCAAUGGUCCAUAGUCGAAUUACCGAAUUACCUCUGAAUUAUUGUAAAUACUACUUCGAAAGAGAACGCAGAGAUGCAUUUUGGAGAUUGCAGCUAAGUAAGAUUGUACAAACUAUCGAAUCUUGUAAUCUGCAUCUAACUGGAAGUUGUUGCAUCAGCUCCAUCAAAUAUUUUUGUUUCUUGUUUCUUAUUUGGAUUUUUUUUUCAUUUUGUGAGUGAAUUGUCGAUAUUAUCAAAUUGUAUCUGAUACCGCGGCGAUCGACAUUAACGUGUAAAUAUAUACGUAGUGAUAUGAUUAUUUAUUUCUACGAGUAAAGUUAAUAAAAGAUAUUGUUUAACUUAAGUUGUGCGAGUUGUGAAUGUAACUCGCCAAGUAUCCGAUAAGAGUUGUAAGAAAUCCGAUGAGAGUUAUAAAAAAGAAACACCGAUAUCGAUUGAUACACAUUUCUAAGAAUUCCGGAUUUUGGAAACUCGUACCUUUAAUUUAAAAUAUAUGUGAAAUAUAUAUAGAAUCGAUAUAUAGAUGUUUUCUUGACGCGUCGAUAUUGUAAUUUUCAACUGUACAAUUGUAUAGAUUUUGUGUAUCAAAUUUAUACAAAAUAUGCAGCUAAGGGUUUCUUAAAUGAAUAUUGAUAGGAAAAGGCAAAA